AUGGCUGUGUGGGUCCACUUAGUACUUCUGCCAUUGCUGUACCUUGUCGACGGGAAGCCAAAACUGCCGGGUGGUGCCACCAGGAAGAAUCAGACCGAAGUGACCGAGAACAACUUGAACGACACAGAUGUGCUGUAUCAUUUCGAUUACAACCUCUUCAAGAACAAGUCGACGCUACAGAAGCCGACUCGGUUGUCGAGGAAGAUCGUGAGAGACAAGAUAAUCCUGGAGCAGAUAGAGGUUAGGUUCGAUUGGAACAAGACCAUACCCGAAGGUAAACAUGUCGGCGCCUUGUUCAUUCUGCAGCGGCAAGAACAGAUCGUUGAGAACGCGCUGCUCUAUCCUCCGAAUGACGUGCGAAUGACCGUGAGAGGACUGAAGGAAGGAUUGACGUACAGGGGAGAGGUGAGGAUCAUAGAGGAUCAGCAACAGUUGGAUCACAUCAAUGCUACCAGCGAAAAGGGCAGGUUCAGGUUCGUCUUCGAAUCGCCCAGCAUCAUCCAAGAAAAAGAUGUUAAAGGAAUACUUGAAGCACUAAAAGAAAUUGCUGAAACUAAUAUUAAACUGGAUGGGAUAUCUGUCAAUUUUAAACUUCCUACACUCGAAGGACCCACAGUCUUAGAAAUUAAGGACAUGAUGGAUCAGAACGAUACAGAUAAAGUCAUAGUCCAUAUGACUGCUAAAACAAUCUCUCUUGUAAUCAACGACCUUCCAAGUAGCACAGUUUUGCGGGUGACUCUGAGUUCCAAUGAUAGUGUAAUACAUACGACAUAUGUAUUUACAGGAACAAUCAGUGGACCAUCAAAGCGACUGCAAUCUAUCGUUAAAACUGCCUCUUACACAGAUAACACCAGAGAAAGAUUGACAGUGAAAUGCUUUGUUAAGGAUAAGCCACCAUUUCAGGGAUUUCCGUGCAAAGGUUCUAACAUUUGCAUUCCACUCCAUUGGGAAUGUGAUGGAGAAGAAGAUUGUGUUGGUGGAUUUGAUGAAAGCAGGUGCUUAAACAAUAAAAAGCCUGAGGUAUCCACUCACCAUCCACCUCCUCAUAAGUGCAAGAAGAAUGAAUUUCCAUGUGUUUCAAAGACAGUGCCCGUUUGUCUGCCUACCAGCUGGUUGUGUGAUGGUAGGAUGGACUGCACAGAUGGUUGGGAUGAAAAUAAAGAGAACUGCCAAAAGCAGCCUCCACCAGUAAACGUGACUGGCUUCAGCUACUGCGAUAGAAAACAUUUCAAAUGCCACAGAGGUGGAUGCGUAUCUCUAAGAAAAAUGUGUGAUGGUUAUAAAGAUUGUUCUGAUGGAUCUGAUGAAUAUGAUUGUGUUGAUGAUGAUGAUGAUGAAGAUGAUGAUGAGGAUGAUUUCUUCUGUGACCCAAAUUAUGAAUUCAGCUGCGACAAACGAUCCUCGAAGACUAAAUGCAUUCCAAGACCAUGGGUCUGCGAUGAUCAGGAUGACUGCCCAUUCGGCGAGGAUGAAACUGACUACAUUUGCAGAUCUCACUACCACAACUACUUUGAUAAGAAACGCCAGGCUUAAUUUCCAUCAUUGGAUAUUUUGCUAUUGUAAUUUGUGAAUAUUAGGACCUAUCAAUUUAUUAUUUAAUGUAAAUUAAUAUUUCCACUUUUUAAAUAAUGUUUUUAUAAAAUGUAAUAUAAAUAAAACAUCUAAAAAAAAAUUCUUAAUCUCACUGUGUAAAUCACUUUUGACAGAAGAAAAUGUAAAAG
Nezara viridula (southern green stink bug) is the source of this 1721-nucleotide messenger RNA. NCBI's taxonomy places the organism in Eukaryota, Metazoa, Arthropoda, Insecta, Hemiptera, Pentatomidae. The record is from the annotation of a GenBank genome assembly.